AUGAUCCAAGCAAUACAAGUACUAAGGUUUCACCUUUUGGAAUUAGAAAAGGUUCAUGAAUUGUGUGAUAACUUCUGCCAUCGGUACAUUAGUUGUUUGAAAGGAAAAAUGCCAAUAGACCUCGUUAUUGAUGAAAGGGAUGGCAGCUCCAAAUCAGACCACGAAGAACUCUCAGGAUCUUCCACAAAUUUAGCCGAUCAUAAUCCUUCAUCUUGGAGAGACCACGAUGAUGCAACCUCAACGCACUCGGCAGGCACACCGGGGCCCUCCAGUGGGGGCCAUGCUUCCCAGAGCGGAGACAACAGCAGCGAGCAAGGAGAUGGUUUAGACAACAGUGUAGCCUCACCUGGUACAGGGGAUGACGAUGACCCAGACAAGGACAAAAAGCGUCAGAAGAAAAGAGGCAUUUUCCCCAAAGUAGCAACAAAUAUCAUGAGAGCAUGGCUUUUCCAGCAUCUCACACAUCCAUAUCCUUCAGAGGAGCAGAAGAAACAGUUAGCCCAAGACACAGGACUCACAAUUCUACAAGUAAACAACUGGUAA
Molecule: messenger RNA, 543 nt
Organism: Leptosomus discolor (cuckoo roller)
Lineage: Eukaryota; Metazoa; Chordata; Aves; Leptosomiformes; Leptosomidae
Source: RefSeq, a predicted model, not a curated record